Messenger RNA from Photinus pyralis (common eastern firefly), 917 nucleotides. RefSeq names its product cation-dependent mannose-6-phosphate receptor-like. Bases 95 to 853 code for a protein of 252 amino acids. Gene Ontology annotation, cellular component: trans-Golgi network. The record is from RefSeq and is a predicted model, not a curated record. NCBI's taxonomy places the organism in Eukaryota, Metazoa, Arthropoda, Insecta, Coleoptera, Lampyridae. The transcript has 5 exons.
CAAUUGAAUUUGACAUUGAAACUAACCUCAAAUUUCUUUAUUCAAAAAUUCCUUAUCGUUCAUUCUGACAUAAUUAUGUAGUUACUGUUCAGUGAUGGCUAACCCACUACAUAAAAAUACAUUAAUACCUUCCCUUUUAUGUCUACUUCUAGCUAACAGCAUAAACUCUGCAGAUGAUAACAGCUGCGUGGAAUCCAGUCCGUGCCAGUGCGAGUUGAACGAUAACAAACACAUUGACUUAACGAAACUGAACAAGAAUAAUACGUUUUUUAGUACCUCAAGUUUGAACUUGACUUACUUCUUCUUUCCCUGCCGAGAUGUGCAAUUUAUCCCUGAAACAUACUUACCAAAGGCACCUAUUGCGAACAAUCAUUGCCUUACCGGUGCAUCUCUAUGCUUGUAUAAUGCGAGUAAUUCUAACUUAACCAAUUUGGGACUUGCAACUGAAGGCAAGUUUUUAAACGAUUUUCCAAAGACGCUACAUUUCUCACACGAAAAUGUGGAAACCUCCAUUCUACUACAAUGUACACCUGAUUAUCCGAGCGCAUAUCUAAUAUUUUCCUCCAAAAAUAAUCUGCUGUUAUUUUCAUCAUCCGCAUGUAUACAAAUGGGUCAUCCUGGUUUAAGUAUAGGAUCCACGAUACUUAUACUGUUCUGUACCAUUUUCGGGGUGUAUCUUUUAGGCGGUGCAUUUAUAUUGCACUGCUUAAGAGGGGCUAGGGGAACGGAAAUGAUUCCAAACCUGGACUUUUGGAGUAGCAUACCCGGUCUAGUUAAGGAUGGGACCAUAUUUUUAUUGGGCGGGUGUAACCCUAUGGUGGUGUCAAGUGCUGAAACGUACGAUAGAAUUUAGUCUGUUGCUUUCUUUGUUAAUUUGUAGUUUUUCUUUUGUUUUAAUAAAGUUUUGAGUUUCUAAU